This is a messenger RNA of Drosophila navojoa, 974 nucleotides long. RefSeq names its product GPN-loop GTPase 3. Gene Ontology annotation, molecular function: GTPase activity. Lineage: Eukaryota; Metazoa; Arthropoda; Insecta; Diptera; Drosophilidae. The record is from RefSeq and is a predicted model, not a curated record.
GCAGCACUAAGCGACCGCACGCGCACGGAUUUCAGAAUUCGCUAGUCUUUAUUUUAAAACUCUAAGUAAAAUUUAAUAUGCGUUUCGCACAAAUUGUGGUAGGACCUGCUGGUAGUGGCAAGUCUACCUAUUGUAGCUACAUGCAACAGCAUGCUAUGGAUGGCAAGCGCAACAUUCAGGUUGUCAACUUGGAUCCAGCAGCGGAGCACUUUAAUUACACACCAUUAACAGACAUACGAGAGCUGAUACAUCUGGACGAUGCCAUGGAGGACGAGGAGUUACACUAUGGCCCCAAUGGUGGUCUUAUAUUUUGCCUUGAGUUUCUCAUUGAGAAUCAGGACUGGCUAAAAGAACAACUGUGCGGCGGAGAAGAUGAACUAAUGCUGGGAGAGCCCGAUGAUGACUACAUACUGUUCGAUAUGCCUGGCCAAAUCGAACUAUUCACACAUCUGAAGAUGGGCAAGCAGUUGGUGGAGCUAUUAGAAUCCUGGAAUUUCCGCACUUGUGUUGUUUUCUGCCUGGACUCGCAGUUCAUGGUCGAUGGCGCUAAGUUCAUAUCAGGAACGAUGGCAGCGCUCAGUGUCAUGGCCAACAUGGAGCAGCCGCACGUGAACGUGCUAACCAAAGUGGAUCUCUUGAGCGCCGAGGCGCGCAAGCAGCUGGAACUAUAUUUGGAGCCAGACACGCAUAACCUAAUGGGUGAACUGACAAUAGGUACGGGGUUCGGCGAGAAAUAUCGAAAGCUAACUGAAGCAAUUGGCUCGCUCAUCGAAGAUUUUAGUUUGGUGCGCUUUUUUCCAUUGAACGUCGAUGAUGAGGAGAGUUUGAGCGAUCUUCUGCUACAGAUCGAUAGUAUUUUGCAGUAUGGAGAGGAUGCCGAUGUACAAGUACGAGAUUUUGAUGAGCCAGAAGUAAAUGAAAAUGACGGCCACGUUCCUGAUAUGUAGGAGCUCUUACAUUUAAUGUAAAUAAUA